AAUUUGUAAACAAAAGUUGUACCAUUUUUGUACAAUGUUUUAGAUAUGUAUCUUCACAAUAUAUUCACAAGAACCCAUUCUUUAUGCAAGUGUCAUUUUGUCCGAAAAAUUAGUGCACAAAUCACAGAAAGAAAAUUUGAUAACAGAAAGUAUCAGUAUGAUUUGCUUGUCAUUGGGGGAGGAUCAGGUGGCUUAGCAUGUGCCAAGGAAACUGCACUUCUUGGUAGAAAAGUUGCAGUUUUAGAUUAUGUUGACCCAUCUGCUAGAGGAACAACAUGGGGCUUAGGUGGUACAUGUGUAAAUGUAGGCUGCAUUCCAAAGAAGUUAUAUCAUCAGGCUGCUUUAUUAGGGAAAGCAAUAAAGGACUCGAAGAGCUAUGGCUGGAAUUUUGAUGAAAGCAAAAUAAUUCAUGAUUGGGGGACUUUAAAAGACGCCAUUCUUGGACAUGUCCGUUCCUUGAACUGGGGUCAUCGUGUUCAAUUAAAACAGAAAAAUGUUGAUUAUUUUAAUGCUAAGGGCUCCUUUAUAACACGUAAUGAAGUGGAAAUUCUUCAUAAAACUGGAAAAAAAGAAAACUUCUCUGCCGAAAACAUCGUUAUUGCUGUUGGUGGACGACCCAAGUAUCCUGAUAUACCUGGUGCAUUAGAAUAUGGUAUCACUAGCGAUGAUGUAUUCAGUCUUGAAAAGCCACCUGGGAAAACGUUGGUUGUUGGUGGAAGCUAUGUUGCUUUGGAAUGUGCUGGCUUUCUUACAGGGCUUGGAUUUGACACAACAGUCAUGGUCCGAUCUAUCUGUCUCAGAGGCUUUGACCAGCAAAUGGCCACUCUAAUUGCAAAUCACAUGGCGAAUGAUGGAACAAAAUUCCUGCAUGGAUGCAUACCCUUAAAAAUUGAAAAAGCAGCUGAUCUUUUGACCGUGAAAUGGGAGAGUAAAGACAAGCAACUUCAUGAAGAUACUUUUAAUACUGUUCUAUUUGCCAUUGGAAGAGAAGCCUAUACUAAAAAUCUGGGUUUAGAGAAAAUAGGUGUUGAAUUUCAUCCCGAUUCUCGCAAGAUUGUAGGUCAAAAUGAACAAACAUCUGUUCCUAACAUAUAUGCCAUUGGAGAUGUACUGUUGGGAAAACCUGAACUCACUCCAGUUGCAAUCAAAGCUGGAAGAUUAUUAUCUCAUCGGCUCUUUGGUGGAUCUACUCAAGAAAUGGAUUAUGAAAAUGUAGCUACUACUGUUUUCACUCCUUUGGAAUACGGGUGUGUAGGUCUUUCUGAGGAGGAAGCUAUUCAUAGAUUUGGUGAUAAUCAAAUUGAAGUCUAUCAUGCAUUUUAUAAACCAUUAGAAUUUUCAUUACCCCAAAAGGAUGCCAGUCAAUGCUAUAUUAAGGCCAUUGUAUCAAAAACAAAUAAAAAAAUAGUUGGAUUGCAUUUUUUGGGUCCCAGUGCCGGAGAAGUGAUCCAAGGAUAUAGUACUGCUCUUAGGUGUGGGUUCACUUUGGAACAUUUACAACAGACAGUAGGCAUUCAUCCAACAUGUGCUGAGGAGAUUGUAAAGCUGAAUAUCACAAAAGCAUCUGGCCUUGAUCCAACAGUUACAGGUUGCUGAGGUUAAGCUGCCCCUUAUAUUCCAAACAUUCCUAUGGAGACAAUUCCCCUUCCCUAAAACCCUGUUACUUCAAAAAAAUUUUAAUAUGGACACUUUGAAAAAGUGCUUAGAGUUUUAAAUUCAAACAUAGUCAUUUAUUUUUCUUUGAUCAAUAUCAAUCUUUCAUUUUGAAAAACAGCAUAUAAAUAUUAUGGUUUAAACAGGCCCCCUCAAAACCUUUUGAUGAGAAAAAUAGUUUAAAAAAUGUUUUGUACAGAUUUGUAUAGCUGAUAUCAAAAUGUGCAAAGAUUUUGCAUUGAGAUAUCAUACUAAGAAAAUUUUACUCAUUGCAAACUGCUCAUUUUAUUUAUUGUGCUCAUACUUUUAUGAAAAAGAAUAUAUCUAGUAACUAGGAGCCUAUAAUAGCAAAUCUACCAAGAACUAGUUGUUCGGAAAACUGUUAACUAAGCUUCUCAGGAAGCGCAAUUCAAUUUUAACCACUCUCAAUCUGACACAUUUGUGUAAUUUCAUUUAAAAAAAUUGUUGUUAGAAAAUUUUAAGCUAGGGUUCAACAAUCUAAUUUUUUUUAUGCACACGCACGUAUAUUAAAGCAAGUUUUUUUUUUCAAUGAAGAAAAAUGUUCUGAAACAGGAAUGUUUGGAAAAGGGGGUAGCAUACAUCAAUUAUUCAUUCUAAGAUGUAAUUUAGUAUUCAUCAUAAUUAAUGUGAUAUUUUCUUAGAAUGAAAUGAUUAAAAUAUUUUUCUGCUAAUUCAGAUAAAUGACGCUAUGCUCUGAAGCUGAAAAAGUGGGGCAAAGCUGAUGCUUUCUGAAUUUUAAAUCAAUGAGCUUUUGUAAAAAAAAAAGGAUUACUUACUAAAUGUAUUGUAAAGUAAAAUGAACUAAAUUUGGUAAUAAACAAGGUAUUUUUGUAUGA
Messenger RNA from Uloborus diversus, 2510 nucleotides. RefSeq names its product thioredoxin reductase 2, mitochondrial-like (gene Trxr1). Gene Ontology annotation, molecular function: flavin adenine dinucleotide binding; glutathione-disulfide reductase (NADPH) activity; thioredoxin-disulfide reductase (NADPH) activity. Bases 46 to 1596 code for a protein of 516 amino acids. The transcript is spliced from 14 exons. NCBI's taxonomy places the organism in Eukaryota, Metazoa, Arthropoda, Arachnida, Araneae, Uloboridae. Gene Ontology annotation, biological process: glutathione metabolic process; cell redox homeostasis; cellular response to oxidative stress. Gene Ontology annotation, cellular component: cytosol; mitochondrion. The record is from RefSeq and is a predicted model, not a curated record.